This is a messenger RNA of Aegilops tauschii subsp. strangulata, 663 nucleotides long. The record is from RefSeq and is a predicted model, not a curated record. Lineage: Eukaryota; Viridiplantae; Streptophyta; Magnoliopsida; Poales; Poaceae.
AUGGGCGAAACGGGUGGGCGUAGCCCGCCCGGGCGUGGGACGAGGCCACCGAGCGCGGCGCGGCUCGGCCAGAGCGGCGCCGGACGCGGGGCGAGGUCGCUGGCGACGGCGGAGCCGCCGGACGGAGCGGUGGGGGGAAGCGGCUGCGGCCAAGGGCAGGGGCAGAGGAAGGCGGUGAGCGGCGUGAGGGACGGCGGGAGUAAGCGGGCACGACGGCCAGGGCCGGACGCUGGCGUAGCCGGUGAGCGGCAGGGCGCCGGUGGUAGCGGCAGCGCUGCAUGGGCGGUGGUGGCUCGAGCGGAGCAGAGCCGCGGCGAGGCAGGGGCGAUGGGAGGCGGCGACGGGCAGGGGCUCGGCGACCGGACGGCCGACGGACGGGAAACGCGAGCACAGGGCGGGCAAGGGGUCGGGCCCAGCGGUCAGUGGCCCAUUGGGGCCAACCGGGCGACGGGCGAAACGGGUGGGCGUAGCCCGCCCGGGCGUGGGAUGAGGCCACCGGGCGCGGCGCGGCUCGGCCAGAGCGGCGCCGGACGCGGGGCGACGUCACCGGCGACGGCGGAGCCGCCGGACGGAGUGGUGGGGAAAGCGGCCGCGGUCACGCGGCUGCGGCCAAGGGCAGGGGUAGAGGAAGUGGGCGAGCGGCGCGAGGGACGGCGGGAGUAA